This is a messenger RNA of Gossypium raimondii (Peruvian cotton), 1222 nucleotides long. RefSeq names its product fasciclin-like arabinogalactan protein 7. The record is from RefSeq and is a predicted model, not a curated record. The transcript is spliced from 2 exons. NCBI's taxonomy places the organism in Eukaryota, Viridiplantae, Streptophyta, Magnoliopsida, Malvales, Malvaceae. Bases 197 to 994 code for a protein of 265 amino acids.
ACCACCAGCUGGUACCAUCCUCAAACUCACUUUGAUUUUAUUCUUUUAUAGAAGCCAAAGAAAAAAAAAUAUCCCAUCUUUAUAGUCGCUCUCUUUCUCCCAGGUUAUUUCAAUCUGCUACAUUGGGUACCCAAGCACUAAACUUUCUCCCUGGGUUCCUCUUUAGUAAGGAAUUUGGAGUUGGUGGUGGUAAAAAAUGGAGUUUUCCAGGGUUUCUAUGAUUAGUUGUUUUGCGUUACUCUUGUGCUCCUCCUUGGCAUAUGGUGCCUCUAGUCCUCCAGCUCCUAUGGCAAUGAGUCCCAGUCCGACACCGACACCGGCACCAGCCCCUGCACCGGAAUAUGUAAACCUAACUUAUUUGCUCUCUGUGGCUGGUCCAUUUCACACAUUCCUCAACUACCUUGAAUCCACUAAAGUCCUGGAUACUUUCCAAAACCAAGCCAACAACACUGACCAAGGCAUUACGAUUUUCGUGCCAAAAGACAGUGCCUUUAAAGCUCUUAAGAAGCCUUCAUUAUCUAAUCUCACUAACGACCAACUUAAAUCACUCAUCCUUUUCCAUGCCAUGCCCAAAUUCUACUCUCUCGCCGACUUCAACAAGCUUAGUACCAAAGGCCCUGUUAGUACCCUCGCAGGUAGCCAAUACAGUUUGAACUUCACAGACAAUUCCGGCACUGUUCACCUUGAUUCAGGAUGGAGCAAAACGAAAGUUUCCAGCGCUGUUCACUCAACUGACCCUGUUGCCAUAUACCAAGUCGAUAAAGUCCUCCUUCCAGAGGCUAUCUUCGGAACUGACAUUCCUCCAAUGCCACCAGCUCCUGCCCCUGCUCCCGAUAUUAGCCCAGCUGCAGAUGCUCCAUCAGCAGAAACCAAGGGAAAAGGUUCUUCAUCCAAGGCUGAACCUUCAACUUCAUCAUCCCAUAGGAUCAUGAACUUUGGGACAUGGAAUCAGCUGCUUUUGGCAUUGUUCGGUGGGUGGGUCAUGUUCUUCUAAGUUCAAAGGGACUUUCAUUUCGAGUCUAAUUUAUGUUCAUGUUGGGGAGAAAAUCAUAUUUGGGUUUUUCAAUUUACUUCAGAUUUUUAGAACCAUUUUUUCAUUUAUAUGUUAUGGAGAGAUUAUUAUGUGUUGAAAAGAAUGUGACUUCUUGUUUUGCAGUUACUAUUUUUUUUAAAAAAUUUGAGUUUCUCAAUUUACUUGAAUAAAGUUCGCAAAUUUCAAGUU